AUGAAGCACAACACAGCUAUAGUAACACGCAGACGCAGAUCUUACUCCUUCCGCCGUCUUCCGCGGUCCUCAACUCUCAAACUUGUUCUCCUACUGUUCUUCAUUUGGGACUCCCUGCAUUGCAUUUCGCUACAUCUUCGCCAGACUGCAGCGUUGCCGACUUCGCCGCCGCCACCUAACACAAAGCGCAUAUACAUAGCUGCGCAACACUACAACUCAGCUCGACUCCUUCGCGAGCACUGGAACGAGGCGCUUUACACCCUUGUACAAGAGCUCGGUGUCGAUAACGUGUUCGUUUCGAUAUACGAGAGUGGAUCCUUUGAUGAGACGCAGCAAGCGCUAAGGGAGCUUGACGCGAACCUUGACGUAUUAAAGGUGAAGAAGGAGGUGGUAUUGUCAGAGCUGACCCACAAGGAAGAGAUUCAAGCUCAGCCCGCGGAUCAAGGAUGGAUCGACACACCAGCAGGCGUGCACGCACUGCGGCGCAUACCUUUCCUCGCAAGCAUCCGCAACAAGGUCUUCCAACCUCUUGAAGCAUUGGCAGCUCAGGGUGAACAUUUCGACACCAUCCUGUUCUUGAACGAUGUUGCUUUCAAUCCUACAGAUGUCCUGAGAUUACUGGAUACAAAUGAGGGUGACUACGCGGCUGCAUGCUCUCUGGAUUUCUCGAAACCGCCAUACUUCUACGACACAUUCGCGCUACGAGACACAGACGGCCAUGAGGCUAUCAUGCAAACAUGGCCAUAUUUUCGUUCAUAUGAGUCGAGGAAUGCUGCAGAGAGAUUUCUACCAGUUCCUGUGUCCUCAUGUUGGAACGGCAUGGUCGCAAUGCCUGCAGAGCCUUUUCUCGGAGAACACGCACUUCGGUUUCGCGGCACCAACGACUCACUUGCUAAACAUCACCUCGAAGGAUCGGAGUGCUGUCUCAUACAUGCCGACAACCCGCUAUCCGCCACAAGAGGCGUCUUUCUCAAUCCUGCUGUGCAAGUUGGUUAUAAUAUGACUGCGUACAACGCUGUUCGUUCUUCAUAUGCCGUCAUGUCGCCUCUGCAGAUGUACGGACGGAUCUGGCAAAGCCGUGUGCUGCGGUGGACCACGACAGUGUGGUUCAAGGAGCGUGUAGUGCACAAUAGGGUCAUGGAAUGGACGAAGAAGAGUGGCAGAAAAGAGCCUGGCGAGUUCUGUUUGGUCAAUGAGAUGCAGGUCAUCUUCGAGAGGGGUUGGAAGCACGUUUGA
Molecule: messenger RNA, 1236 nt
Organism: Boeremia exigua
Lineage: Eukaryota; Fungi; Ascomycota; Dothideomycetes; Pleosporales; Didymellaceae
Product: cryptococcal mannosyltransferase 1-domain-containing protein
Exons: 2
Coding region: 1-1236 (411 amino acids)
Source: RefSeq, a predicted model, not a curated record